AUGCCCGUCUUCAUUGUUGCCCAUGUCUGUCGGUACCCCCUUCUGGGAAGACUAACACCCACCCAUUUGGUUGUUUGCAGUGAGAGAAAGAUCGAUAGUCUCGACUCCCGCCUGGGAACCAUCGAGAAGAUGCUGCACAACUUGACCGUCUCCCUCAACAACCGAGGCCCACCAACAGCAUCCUCGAGUAUCUCUCCUACACUCGAGUCAGCAGCAGCAGCCUCGUCAUCAGCCCCUCGUGAGAAUAGUGCAGAUGCCUUGUUUGGUGCUGACAAAGACAACGAGAGCGAUGACUUCGAGGCUACCGCUUUGAUGAAGGAGCAUACCGCAUUUGCGACUCAAUUCAUCGAAAACACCACAUUUCCAUUCCUCGAUCCAGAGAUGCGGGCGGCAUUCUUGUCCCUGCAGGAGCUUGUCAAACUCCAAAACAUCGAGAAUGCCCGCCAUGAUGCGCGGUUCACCACUGCGAAACCUCUCCCAAAAGGCGGCUGGGCUGAACUGCCUAUGCCGUCUGCUGAUAUAGUUCUCAGUGUCCUGCGCGAGAUCAAACGUUUGUCAAUACGUUAUCCCUCUCCUGAAGGUCUUGUAAGUACUGACUCGAGCACAGAACACCCUCCUAUGGGCUUUCCAGCAAUUGCCACAUUCACCGGCAUCGAGGACUUUCCCGACAACGUUCGCAGGGUCUAUUUUGCGACUGAAGAGUACAGUUUAAUGCAAUGGGGGAUCGUGAAUUUGGGCUUGUACUUCACCCUGCAAGAGAGAGGGGCUGCGUCAGAAGGGGAUCGUCAAGUUCAACUGUUCGAGGCUUCGUUUCUUUGCCGGGAUAACAUCGAAACCGCGCUUACAAAUCUCCCUCUUUUGUUACCGCAGCGCAGAGAGAGUGUCGAGCUUCUAAUAAUGGCUACGAUGUACGCCAUCGAGGAGUCGAAAUACUCGCUCGCCCGAGAUUUCAUCACUAUAGCGGCUAAUAUUUGCCAGACUCUGGGCUAUCACCGAGCCCGUAGUCCGAGCACCACGGAGUCUGAGCAUAAAGCGAUGUUAUUUUGGACAACAUACAUCUUCGAUAGCGCCCUGUCACUGCGAGCUGGACGGCCGACCGCAAUCCAGGACUGGGACAUAACAAUCCCUAGAGAGAUCGGUCCCAAGGUCAAGAACGUAGAUCCACUCUGGAAGAUUGGUCAAGCUCAGUGGAUCAGCUGGAGCGAAGUUAUGGGAAGGACGUACAGAGAGCUCUACAGCCCUGAGGCUCUGGCCCGAACCGCUGAGAAGCGUGCCGAAAACGCGCGCCAGCUGGCUCAAGCACUCCAGGAUGUGGCAGCACGGUCAGCUCCGCUGAUUGAGCAUGUCGUCGAGAAAAUGAAGAUGUCCGGGGGCUAUAAUGCCCAGGCACGCUUCUCAUUCGAUAUAGCAGUCGUCGGUGAUGCUCUGGUUCAAUGGUCAGUUUUGACUCUGAUCUACCGUGCAAUCCCAACUCUACCGGGGUCGCCAAGUACCUUCAACCCAGAGUGCAUCCAUGCAGCACGGGAAGCAUUCUCUAGUCACGAGGGUUGCAUGGCAUUGUGUGGUGAGAGCCUGUUCAUGAAGGCAGGGUAUAUUCAGUGGAAUAUUCUCUAUAUCCCUUUCAUCCCUCUCGUCGUGCUCUUCUGCCACACCAUCGAAACGGCAAACGAAGAAGACCUUGAUAUACUGGUGAGAUUCACCGAGGGCUUGGAACCUGUGGCGCCCGUUUCCUCAGGAGUUACCAAGCUGUAUCGGAUAUCGCAGGUGCUGGUAAACAUUGCCAGUCUGUGGCUCCAAACCAGAAAGCAGGGACAGCAAGAUCAUAACAUGAGUAUGGUUGGAGACAACGUCGAGAUGUACUUGAACCAGUUAGGUUUCAUGCCGCAGCAUUCCCAACAGGACCACACGUAUGGGAUCGGAGGGCCGGCAGGAUUCGGCUAUGAUAUGGACCAGUCUGCUCAGCUGGCGAACUGGUUCUCGGGGAACACGCAUAUUUUUGGCCUGAUGGAGGAAGAUCUGUCGGGGUUCCAAGGUUUCUAG
Molecule: messenger RNA, 2040 nt
Organism: Podospora anserina S mat+
Lineage: Eukaryota; Fungi; Ascomycota; Sordariomycetes; Sordariales; Podosporaceae
Exons: 4
Coding region: 1-2040 (679 amino acids)
Biological process (GO): DNA-templated transcription
Molecular function (GO): DNA binding; zinc ion binding
Source: RefSeq, a predicted model, not a curated record